AUGGAUCCUCAGAGGAGUAAUCCCACAGUAGAAAUCCAGUCUGAUUUCUAUGCAGCAGAGAAACCCCCUUUCGACACCGGAAAAAGAUCUCAAAGACAAGAGAGCCAUCCAAGCAACAAGGAAAGUUCCAGUUCAGUAGGGUCUGUGAAGAUGCCAACAACAAAUAUUCCUUUGUCUCUUCCUGGUGAUGCAGUGGAACCCGAUCAGAGUCCAGUGACCUUUGAGGAGGUGGCUGUGUCCUUCACUCAAGAGGAGUGGAGGCUGCUGGAUCUUGACCAGAAGGCCCUGCACCAGGAAGUCAUGGAGAAGAACUGGCAGAUGAUAUCUUCCCUCAGGUCUGUGAAGAUGCCAACAACAGGUAUUGCUUCGUCUCUUCCUGAGGAUGCAGCACUACCAGAUCAGGGUUCAGUGACCUUUGAGGAGGUGGCCGUGUCCUUCACCCAGGAGGAGUGGGCACUGCUGGAUCCCAACCAGAAGGCUCUCCACCAGGAAGUCAUGGAGGAGAACUGGCAGAUGAUAUCCUCUCUUGGUAACGCCCCCUCUUUCUCCAUCUAA
Pogona vitticeps (central bearded dragon) is the source of this 555-nucleotide messenger RNA. The record is from RefSeq and is a predicted model, not a curated record. Lineage: Eukaryota; Metazoa; Chordata; Lepidosauria; Squamata; Agamidae.